AUGUCUUCUGAACGUUAUAUCUCCUCCCUCUUCUCCCCUAUAAGGCCUGAAUUGGAUCACCUGGACCCAACUAGUGGUUUUGCCGGCUUCACCAGCCGCUAUGCUGAAAGCUUCCACGUCAGCCUCCAUCUCAUGUGUUCACCAAAGGAGCAACCGCGUCAAGGUUCUACUCUCGUCUACCCCUGGGAGACACUGCCUGCGGAGUCGGACCGUUCUCCCAAACUCUGUUUUAGCAGUGACGCCGAGCUGCAGAGCUGUGUCGGUGCCGCCAAACUUGGUGCGUUUCCAACCCCUAUCCAUUUGUACCUUUCCCCUCGCUAUUUGCAGUGGGAAGUCUACUCGGUUGGCCUUGUCUAUAUGUCCCCCACACCCGCGAGAUCUAGAUACCGGAACUGCCGUUGA
Messenger RNA from Dibothriocephalus latus, 402 nucleotides. The record is from the annotation of a GenBank genome assembly. Lineage: Eukaryota; Metazoa; Platyhelminthes; Cestoda; Diphyllobothriidea; Diphyllobothriidae.